Messenger RNA from Bubalus bubalis (water buffalo), 2904 nucleotides. Its product is annotated as melanoma-associated antigen B1-like. The transcript is spliced from 2 exons. Gene Ontology annotation, cellular component: nucleus. The coding region runs from base 1393 to 2403 and encodes 336 amino acids. Lineage: Eukaryota; Metazoa; Chordata; Mammalia; Artiodactyla; Bovidae. The record is from RefSeq and is a predicted model, not a curated record. Gene Ontology annotation, biological process: negative regulation of transcription by RNA polymerase II.
CAUCAGUUCUUCAGCACUCAGUCUUCUUUAUGGUCCAACUCUCACAUCCAUAUAUGACUACUGGAAAAACCAUAGCUUUGAGUACAGGGACCUUUGUCCGCAAACGGAUAUCUCCAUUUUUUAAUACACAGUCUCGCUUCAGAGCCUUAGGAAAACGCAGAGCCUUCAGCGAGAGGUCAUUUCAAGGGAAGUUGCCUGGUGGGCUACUCCAGACAGUGGGAGUGGUGAGCACGGUCAGAUCCUCAGAUGGAGGGCCUCAGAGAAUCCACAAUCUCCUGGACUGGUGACCUUUACACUGAGUUGAGGGAGCCAGAGACCUCUCCUUAAGGACCUACUUGAUUAUUUUAUCUUGUGUGUAAUUGGGCAAAUUCUAGGCAAGUUCUAGAUUUUUGUUAGUACUUAAAUACGUGGAAAUAUUCAUUAUUUAGAUGAAAGGGUAUCUGGGAGGGAAGAUACUGAUCAAUGACAAAAUUUCUAAGAACUCUGAGUUGUUUCCAACUGGGAAAGAUUCUACCUCAAGCACAUUCUAUGUCACAUCCUCUGGCGUGAAUGUUACAUGAUUUUCUUUGCUAGGCAACAUUUAGUUCACUGAGAUUUUCUUUGCCUAGGAGUUUUGGUAAUGUGCUGGGGUUCAGGGGGCUAGUGAAACAGCAUAUGAAACAACUGACCAGCUUAAACUGGUUUGACCUUCUCAAAUAGAUUGUUGAUUAAUCACACCUUGAGUCAUUUUACAAGGAAAGAACUGCAUGUGUCCAAGAAGGAACACAUGACCUCAAUAUGACCCCGGAGCCAAGCUCUUCAGUCUGCAAAACUCAGAGAAGAGAAAUAUUGCCCCCGGCCAUUUACAAAGUGAGACCUCCUUCAAUGAGGAAAACCUGGCUUCCUGUAACCUAAGUAGCGAAAAGGGACUAAUUGAAGACUAGCCAAUUAGCUUCCAAGUUAGAAAUUCCCCUGACCCCUUAGAUUGCACCCAGGCUCCUGGGUUGAACAGAGAUUUGAUACCUUGCGUCCUGCAUUUGUAGGCCUUGCAGUAAAGCUCUUUUCUCUAAAACUCUUGCCAUAAGUGUUGACUUCUCUGAGCAUCGGGCAGUGAGCCCAUGUUCCGUGAGUUUGGGCAGCCUUGUUGAGGUUUAGGACUUGUGACCAUCUGCUUGAUGCACUGUAGCCCCUGGUGGGCCUUCAACACCAACCCUGAGUGUCACCUAUACUGAGUUUGUCUAGAGAGUUGGCUCUCAGGUUCCUGUUUGCUAGCCAUGGCACUCUGGGCUCCUCUGGCUUCUGGGGCUCCUUUCACUUUUAAGGAAGGAAACAGCUCCUGGAUCAGACAUCUUUGGGGUUCCAGCAUCACCUACUUCCUGCCUGCUUCCCUGCCCGCUGUGCCUGCUGAUAGUCAUGCCUCGGGGGCAGAAGAGCAAGCGCCGUGGACGUGAGAAACGCCGCCAGGCACGCAUGGAGGCCAAGGAUCUCGGGAAUGCUCAGGCUGCUGCCACCCCCACCCCUACUUCUGGGGGUACGCCCCCGGGCUCCCCCCCUGCCGGUGCAGGCCAGAAGCCUCAGGGAGCUGCAGCCACUAGCUCUCCUGUUGUAGGGGCUUCACACCCAAGAUCUAAAGCACGUGGCAGGGGCCAAGUUGAGGAACGUGAAAAUUCCUCCCGGGCCUCAACCUCUGCUAAGACCACUCCUCUAGAUCCUCUGACGGAGAAGGCAGGAGUGUUGGUCAAUUUCCUGCUUGAUAAGUGUAAGAUGAAAGAGCCCAUUAGGAGGCUAGAUAUGCGGAAGCUUUUUCACAAAAGGUACAAGACACGCUUCCCCGAGAUCCUCAGGAGAGCAGCUAAAUGCAUGGAGCUGUCAUUUGGUCUUGAAUUGAAGGAAGGCAAGCCGAAUGGUUACUCCUAUACCCUGGUCAGCAAGAUAGGCCUCAUCGGUGAUGAGAUGCUGAGCAGCAGCUGUGAGGUGCCAAAGAAUGGGCUUCUGAUGCCUCUGCUGAAUGUGAUCUACCUGAAUGGCAACCGCGCCUCUGAGGCUGAUGUCUGGGAGUUCCUGAAUGUUCUGGGCAUCUAUGAUGGAAAGCAGCAUGUAAUCUUUGGGGAUCCCAGGAAGCUCAUCACGGAAGAGUGGGUGCAGCAGAAUUACCUGGUGUAUCAUCAGAUUCCCGACAGCGAUCCCCUGAGCUAUGAGUUCCUGUGGGGCUCAAGAGCCUACGCUGAAACCAGAAAGAUGAAGGUGCUGGAGUUUUUGGCCAAGAUCAAGAGUACCAUCCCCAGUGCUUUCCCGUUGCAUUAUGCUGUAGCUUUGGGAGAAGAGAAGAGAUCCCGAGGCAGAUCUCUAGUUAGGUCUCGUGGUGCUGCCAGGGCCACUGCCUGCUCCAGGGUCCCACCCAGAGAUCCAUCCAGUGCCCAGUGAGUUCUCAGGCGGCAGCUUCACUUUCUUUGACCAAUACUGCCAACCUUUUAAGAAGUGAGAGGCUAAAGUAGGGCUGGAAAUGUCAAUACGUAUCUUCUUUGUGUUCCUGUUUUACACUAUUACCUUUCAAAUGUUGUUUCAUUUCCCAGAAUGUUUGUUUAGAUUCAGAAUCCAAGUUUACGAAUGACAUGGAUCACAGAUUUGUUGUUGUCUGUCAGAUCUAAGAGUAAGAGUUUUGGUACUGUGUAGUGUAAUUCAGAAAAUCCUUCCUCUUUUGAGAUCCAGAACAUGAUAACAUAGCUUUGGAAUAGUAAUUUUCUUGGAAAUGUGAAAGAAUGUUGUAGUUUUAAAACAGAUGAAAAUCAAGUAAGCUGUAGUCAAGUUUUGAUUUAUGUUAUUCACCUUUGUCUCUCUCUCUAUAACAUUCAGUAGUACCCUUAGCGAUAUAUUUAGAUGUUGUUAGCUUAUUCAAGAAUGCCGAUAAAAACAAUGAGAAACUAC